Messenger RNA from Cyclocybe aegerita, 1488 nucleotides. The record is from the annotation of a GenBank genome assembly. Lineage: Eukaryota; Fungi; Basidiomycota; Agaricomycetes; Agaricales; Hemipholiotaceae.
AUGCAAGGUGUCAAAUACAGGUUCGGGCGAGGGCCACAUUCGCUCUCGCUGAGUUCUAUGAGCCCGUUUGGGCUUCAAAAUGCCAAUGGCGGGAACGGGUUGCUUAGAUAUAACAGUCGCCCGACGAAUUCUAUAAGCAUUGAAAACAUCCCUGAUCAUGUUGAACGAAGAGAACUCGUAUCCCUCUUUGGCACCCUCAUAGGCGAAGUUCGCAGCUUCCAGGAUAUCAGGGAUGGACCUUCUCCCCGCUUGGAGAUCACGUUCAAUGAUCAGGAUUCAGCCUCUAAAGCAUUGUGCAUGAACGGCUAUACUGUUGCAGGCUCUCCUCUGACGGUGUCUGCACUUACUAUGUCCUCACCAAUCCCUCGUGCUGUCAAGCGUUCCACGGACGACCGCCGAAAUCUUUAUGUUCUCGGGCUUCCAUUUGCUCUCACCAAAAACGACUUUACCGCCAUUUUCAGUCCAUACGGCACUGUGGUUCACUGUGUUAUCUUGGCGACUGUCGACAAUUCCUCGCGACGUCGGGGCUUUGUUGUCAUGUCUUCUCACGAAGAAGCGAAGAACGCCAUGACAGCUUUAACUCGUACUCAAAUCAAAGGCCACACGCUCGAUGUUUCAUGGGCGGUUGUACAGCGCUCCCAAGGUUUCUUGGACGGAGGAGAUCGCGGUGUUCUAGUUGAUUCCCGUUCUCAGCUUCCGAGCCCUAGCCCAAAGCCUCUUCAUGAAACCCGCAGCCGUGCCUCCUCUGACACUUCGGAUUCCUCUCUUGGUUCACAUGAUGCAGAUCUUCCUUCUCUGAUGCCUAGCUCUAGCCCAACAGCCUCUUUGCUUGUUUGCAAUCUGCCUACUCUGUUCUUUUCUCAGGCUCAGGAUCUCCAUCCACUAUUUGUUCCCUUUGGUAACGUCGAAAAGCUCGAGAUCAUCCAGGUUUCACCGCUCGGAACCCUGUCGGUCUUCGUGCAGUAUUCCUCCGUGACCGCUGGCCAAGAGGCGAAAGACAGUCUUACUGGACAGAUAUAUGGGAGCUGCCAACUGGAGGCGCGCUAUGUCAAGUAUUCGAACACAACAGCUACUCUGACUCCGAGUCUGACUCCGACUUUCUCGGCCACUGGGAUUUCAACGCCGGAUAGGAUCCUGGAUCCUUUGCCUCCGGUGGACUAUUUCUCGCAUUCGCGUGGCGAACUACUUAAUCAAGCUUCCUCCUUCGUCCACCCUAUGAAGACUUCGUCGUCAUUCAACCCCUUUGGGCCUCCACUUUCGCGUCACAAUUCUUUUACUGCUCGUCAACGAACUCAAAGCACGUUCUCUGCGAUACAAUCCGCCACUUCUCAUGGAGUUUAUGACUUUAACGAUCCUCUUCUUACUUCUACUGGCUCCAGGUGGAGCACUGAACAACCGUAUGGAACCAUGACCAACCUUCAGCGCCAGUGUGCCCAUCCCAAACCCUUGCAACUCGGCAACACCGUCUAUCAAAGCUCUGCUGCUUGA